Didymodactylos carnosus is the source of this 2876-nucleotide messenger RNA. NCBI's taxonomy places the organism in Eukaryota, Metazoa, Rotifera, Eurotatoria, Philodinida, Philodinidae. The record is from the annotation of a GenBank genome assembly.
AUCGACUAUGCUGAAUGUCGUGACAAUGUUAGUUUUCAGAACAAAAUGCAAGAAUCGAGUGAAAACAUAUACUAGGUGAAAUAACCCAUUUUUGAUUAUUUUCAUCAAAAAUUAAGAUAUUCAUAACUCAGUCAAAAUCCAUUCAAUCUACUUCAGAAUGUCAGGAUAUACUAUAUCUUAUCCGCAGCAUAUCAUAAAGCUCAAUAAAUGUAAACCAACAGAAAAUACUUUGACUUCUAGAAAGGUUUCGCAGAAAUCUUCGGAAAUAAGAGAACAUUUUUUUAAUGAUUUUAAGUACAGAAUCAGAAUGAGCCGAUAAAAUAGAGUAUAUCUUGAUAUUCUGGUUGCUGCUGAAAUGGUUUCACUCGGUUCUUGCAUUCUGUUCUGAAAACUAACAUUGUCACGACAUUCAGCAUAGUCGAUAACCUAUCUUUUCAUUCAUUCUGAUAGUUCCAAAUCUAAUGGUAGAGGAGUGCUGAGGCUUCAGGAAAAAUGUUUAUAGCUCCCGAAUCAUGGAUUUUCAAGAUGUCGCUUAGAUGCAGUUUUGUAGUGGACACUUCGGACUAUAUAUCUAUCAAAAUAAUUGAUCUAUUUCUGUGUCCGAUUUCAGAGAUCCCAACUGGUUUUCCGAAGAUUCUCUGAAAAGCUGGCUUUGGAAACUUUUUCAAAUAUCGAUUUAAAUGUAGCUUCAAAUGUCUAAUUUCCAAAACUGAAAACCGCAGGUUUUAUCAUAUUUCUAUCAAAAGUUAUUCAAAAAGCAACCGAUGAUACUGGGUUUCCGGAUCGAUAAUAGUAACGUGUUUAUUUUCUUAAAUUAAUAUAUAUAUCAUCAUUUAUAGACAACUGCGCAAUUUUACGAUCGGUUGGCUAAAACUGAUAAUCAUUCAACAAGUCAUAAUCAAUACAAUUAUUAUAUAACUCAAGCGUAUGAUGUUGUUUGGACUGUUGCUUACAUUGUUAAAAAGUCAAUUGAACGAGGUAUUCCUCUAGAAAAAUUUGAUUAUCGAAACAGAAUAAUGACUGAAAUAUUUUUAAAAACUUUACGUACACUCAAUUUCAAUGGAGUUUCGGGUCCCAUAUCUUUCGAAGAUCAAAAUCGAAAAGCUCAGACAUUAAUAUCACAAUUACAAAAUGGUACAAUUAAACGUAUAGCGGAAUAUAGCGAUGUAACAAAUAUGCUAAAUUUUCAUUGUCGCGAAUGUGGACGAUUAAUUUGGCAUGAUAAAAUGCCAAUUGAUCAACAAAUCAUUGAAUAUAGAAGACAAUGUUUAGGUUCAGUUCAAAUGAUUAUUAUUGUUUGUGGAUCACUUGGUGGUAUAAUGUUGUCAAUUUUUUUUGUAUCAUUUACCGUAAAAUAUCGGCAUGAAAGAUAUAUCAAAUUAUCCAGUCCAAAUUUAAACAACGUACUGGUUAUUGGCUGUGUUCAUAUUUAUUUGGCAAUAUUAUUAUUGGGUAUUGAAGAAUGGUUCAUGGAAAGAAAACUAUUGGGGUACGCUUGCAUGCUUCGAACAUUUUUAUUUACCACUGGUUUUUCCUUAACAUUUGGUUCAAUGUUUUUAAAGACACUUCGUGUUUAUCGAAUAUUUACUUCAACUGGUGAACCAUUAUUGCAUUCAAAGUUAUUACAAGAUCGACAUCUCGUUUUGAUAUGUUCAAUAUUGUAUUUCAUUGAUUUAUUCUAUUGUCUAUUAUGGCAAAUAUUCAAUCCAUAUACCGUCCAUAAAUCGAUUGAAGAGGGUGGUAUGUUGGAUGUUGAUACAAUCCUCUUUAAUGAAAUAUAUUAUUGUGAAUCACACUAUCGUCGUGAAAUAUUUAUUCUUAUUUAUAUCUAUAAAUCAAUAUUUUUAUUUUUUGGUGGAUAUUUAGCAUUUAAAACAAAACAUGUUCAUAUAACAGCAUUAAAUGAUUCGCGUUAUAUUGGUUGGUCAAUUUAUAUUGUUCUUAUAACAAGUGUAUUUUCUGUUAUUAUGCUUGAAUUUACACGUAGUUUAAAUCGUCAAUUGGUCUAUGUUUGUAUUUCAUUAUCAAUUAUAAUUGCGACAACAUCAAUUUUAUGUCUAGUAUUUCUACCAAAGGUAUACAAAAUUAAAAAUAAACGAAAUUUGGGAAAAGAAAUUGUAUCAAAUAAUUUGGUAAUGGAAGCGCGUACACGACGAUUUGCAAUUGGUGUCAAUCAUUUUGAAGAAUAUCGUUAUGCUCAAAUACAAAAUAGAGAAUUAAAAACUGAACUCACUCAACUCAAUACUCAAGUUCAUCGUUUGGAACGUCGAAUCGAAGAGAUGGAAUUAGUACCAAAAAAUGCUACUCUAGCAUUUCUACCAUUAGCAGUACAAUUAACAUCAACGUUCUUAUACAAACACAAUGAGGGAUUAAUAAAUACAUCGAAUAGUUCACGUGAAGUUAUCUUGGGUGACGUAACACUAUCAACAAUGUGUAACAAACACAAAAGUGAACAUAAUCUAUCUGAACAUUUACAUGCAGAACAAGAAAGUUCAAGUUCUGAAGCUCCGUCCAUGAAAAAUUUAUCCGAAUUAUCAUUAUCCAUUGCUUUGCAAUAUUCAUCCAGUUGUAAUAGUACAAUAUCGGAAACAAAACAAUCACCAUCGCUAUCAUUAUCAUUAUCAUCAUCAUCACUGUCGAUUAGUAAUUCAUUUGAUGCAGCCGAUGAUACUGAUAACGAUGUUGAAGAAGAGAUAAACGAUAAUACUCAAUUACCCUUAUUAUCAACAAAUCCAUAUGGUUGUUUACGAUUCCCAUUUAUGACAUCUUGUUCGAGUGACAAUGAAUCAAUAAUAUAUUCUAAACUGCCAAAUGAGCUUGAAGCUCGUUUAGCUGAAAUGGAUAGUGAUAUCGAAAGAUAUAGAACUAAAGAUUAG